AUGGAAGCAUUUCAACAAUUUCUUCAAUCACGAGGGAUUCAGCGGAUCAGAAAACAGCAUCGUCGUCUGACGGAUACAAUCCGAAGCAGAGCUACCAGUGAUGGUAAUGUCCGUAUUAGUACGAUAAUGAGUAAUAUUAGAAAUGAAAAUGAGGUGCAUUUUUCUGAUUCCGAUGAUGAAGUAAUAAUUGAAGAUGAACCAUUGGGGAUAAUUCAAAUAAAUAAUGAUAUUGAUGACGAUUUUGAUAGUUUCUAUAAUACCAGAAGAGAAAGCUUUGGUGGUGGUGGUGGUGGUAGCAGAAAUCAAAAUUUCAUCAUUACUGAUCAAUGUAAUAAUGAGAUUGAUAAAUCAUAUGAAUAUGUUGCGGCACAAUCUACUGCUCCCCCAUCGAUUGAAACUGCAAUACCAGAUGAACUGUAUAAGGAUCGAUUUGAGUUUAAAAUUCCAAGUCAAGAUUUCAAAAAUGUCAACUAUACUGCUAUAGAUACUUCAGAUUACUCCAAGAUUUUGUAUAAAUCACCUUCAAAUAAGUUUGUUAAUUCUUUGAAACUAAAACAUUUUGGCAUUAAAAAAUUAUUUGGGGAAGAUUUCCGAAAAUUUAAGAAUAAUUUAUCAACAAUUAUUUCCGAUGGUACCAUGGAGUAUCUAGUACUAGGAUUGAAUUCAGAAUUGAUAGUUUUUGGCUUUGAUGGACUAACCAACUUACCAUCAAAGCAAUUGCUUCGAAUAGAUACACGACCAAUGUACACAUCAAGUACUGAUAGGCUAAUCUCUACUUGGCCGUAUUUUCCUCAUACUAUCAAUUAUAUCAAGACUGGAAAUUUCAACAACCGCCAAGUUUUAGGGGUAUGCUCUGAUGAUGGAACGUUAUUUAUAUGGUACACUGAAACAAUAAUCAAACUAGUGAAAAAAUUUGGAAAUUCAACAAAACAACAGAGUAAUGACAAUGACCAAGACACAGACAACCCAGUUGCAACGGUCACAUUAUCUUCUACAGCAUCAACGUCAGUGACAACACCUACUAUUGUAAAACCAGACUUUAGAAUCAAAACAGAGGCAUCAUUAUGGGGGUUAGAUUUUAAAACUUAUAAUGGUCACAAUAUUAUAGUAGCAUCUGAUAACUCACAAAGUGUUGUUCUAUUGUAUUAUCAUCCAGCCGAUGAAAGAUUCUAUCAUAUUAAAUCUCAUCAAAUAUUACAUAAUAUCCCAGAUAUUUCUAUUGUUUUGUACACCCAGACAGAAGAGAAGCAUACCGUACAAGUGUCAUGCGUGUCUAUAUCCGGGGAAAUUAUUGUGUUUGAGUUUAAUUUUGCAAUAGCUUUAGGACCUUUAAAUAAAGAGGAAUUUGAGUAUUUCAGAAAGGAACCGUAUUAUUAUGUUGAUGCCACAAUGGAACAGUUGGAGAAUCGAAACGGAAUAGAUUCCCAUGACUUGGCCCUAUUGAAGCUGAAGAAAUUUAAACGUGUAAAAUUUGCUGAGGCAUUAUGUAUUUCAAGAGUUGUGUUGAGUGAGGACUGCUGGACAGUUAAGCCAAUGAACUCUAAAUGGUUUUUACCCGUGGGGUCUCUCAAGGAUGUAUUUGGAGAUGAUAAUAUUGAUGAGUCACGCGAAUUGAACCGUAUAGGGCAAGAAACACGGAUACUCAACGUUCUGGGUGGUAAAUUCCAAUUUUUCCCUAGUAAGACAGUUAAUUUUGAGUCUCAAUUGGAAGAUAAUUGUCGCACUAAUCCGAGUACUACCACCAAUUACAAACCAACUACCCUUGACGAUGAAUACAGAAGAAUACAUAAAGAGCUAGUGAACGGGUCUAGUGAUGAAUUCUUAUUAGUGUCUACUGCUAAGAAAUUGUCAAUGUUUAGGUUCCCUUCGCUUUUUUGCAAUUGUUCAACCCUGAAAGUAUUUGAUUUAGCAAUACCAUUUAAUGAAGAAAGUAAGUUUACCAAUCGAAUAUCCAUAAGUAUGGUGAUACCUGAACUUCUGUGCUUAGUUGCUGCAACUCAACAAGGAUUAAUAACAAUUAUGAGAUUAUGUACCUAUCAAGGAGUUUAUGGUAUGAGACAAGAACAUAUUUUCCCCAAUGCGUUGUCCUUAUCAUUAGGUUAUCAUGGGUAUAGAACUAUUAUUGGAUUAAGUGUAAGAAAAAGAACAGUGGAGAAACCUAUAUAUAAUUUAUAUGUUUCGUAUAAUGAUGGAUUAAUUAUUGGUUAUCAAAUCUCAAUAUAA
This is a messenger RNA of Candida dubliniensis CD36, 2223 nucleotides long. RefSeq lists its product as uncharacterized. Gene Ontology annotation, molecular function: protein binding. The coding region runs from base 1 to 2223 and encodes 740 amino acids. The transcript has a single exon. NCBI's taxonomy places the organism in Eukaryota, Fungi, Ascomycota, Pichiomycetes, Serinales, Debaryomycetaceae. The record is from RefSeq and is a predicted model, not a curated record.